Capsicum annuum is the source of this 1964-nucleotide messenger RNA. Its product is annotated as mini-ribonuclease 3. The transcript has 7 exons. The coding region runs from base 306 to 1001 and encodes 231 amino acids. Gene Ontology annotation, molecular function: ribonuclease III activity. Gene Ontology annotation, biological process: RNA processing. The record is from RefSeq and is a predicted model, not a curated record. Lineage: Eukaryota; Viridiplantae; Streptophyta; Magnoliopsida; Solanales; Solanaceae.
UAUAAAUCAUAUAACGAAAAAAAAAGAAAAGAGUAUAAUGAUCCUUCACAACUUUUUUUUUUUUACCUUUCCCAUCCCGAUCCUUCAAUGUAACUGGCAUUAAAAUAAAAAAAAGAAACUAAAAAAUAGAGCAAACUGUAACUUGAAUAAGUUAGGGGGAAUAUUUUCGCAAUUUGAACAAGUAACAGGGGUAUUUCCUAUAAUUAACCCUAAGAAGCACUCUAUUUCCAAAACGGGCAAAAAAAUACCGCUACAAUUAUCUGUUCCCGCGAAGAGUCGCUGAAGUAAUAGUAGUAAAUUCAGCAAUGGCGAUUCUUCUUCCUUUGUUUUCCAUAUCCCUCAAUGUACAAGCUUCUUCAAUUGACACAGUUCAAAGACUUCCGUACAAUCCUCACCGUACAACUCCCAAAAAACCACAAAAACCUGAUUCGCUAUCACCCAUUUCAACUAUCUCCUUGUCCCCUAUUUCGGUUUCGGACCUGCUCAAACGUGAAAUUUCUAAGUCUUCGGAAGUGAAAUCGGAAGGAACAUAUAUGGGGUACGACGUAUGGCUACCAAGUGCACCCAAAGUUGAGAAGCCUCGGUCUGUGUUUAAUGCAGCCUCGCUGGCUUACAUUGGAGACUGUAUCUUUGAGCUAUAUGCGAGGAGGCAUUUUUUGUUCCCACCAUUGAGCAUCGAAGAGUACAAUGAUCGAGUCAUGGCAGUAGUGCGUUGCGAGGCACAGGAUGCUAUGUUGCAGAAACUUAUGAACGAGAACAUUUUGUCAGAAGAGGAAAGGGGUGUGCUUCGUUGGGGGAAAAAUGUUGGUUCAGGCAAAACAAAGACGAAGAAGCGUGCUGGUGUGGCUGUUUACAACAGAGCGUCUUCACUUGAAACACUUGUUGGUUAUCUCUACCUUACAAACGUGCAAAGGCUUGAAGAAAUCAUGCUGAAGUUGGGCUUCCACAUAGGUAACUCCACACUGCCAAUUGUGGAGAGAAUAGAUGGUACAACAAGGUGAUGCCAAAGGAAGAGAUGAAGUUCAUGAAGCGCUAUGUAGAUAACAAAGAACAAACAUUUCCGAUAGCAUGCUGAAACAAUUGGGUUUCUCAAAAACAACAAAGUCCGUAGUGACUCGAGGAAGGUUGUCAUCACCUGCGCUCUCAUUUAAGUAUCACAUGAGCUUGGGUGUGAGUGGACUUUUAGUAUUUCAAAGCUUAGAAAGAAAAUUAGUUCUUAAAAGGAGAAACAUUUAGACUUACCAAUAGAGAUAUGAUCUUUACUUGAAUACCUCUCAAAAGUUUUACUCGUCAUCCGCUGAAUUGAUCAAGGAAUGUGUUUUGAUUGCUCUUUCACGGUUCUCACUUUUCAGCAUGAGCGUAGAUGUGUACAUGGACACAUUUAUAAGCAAUUAUAUUUAUAUCAGGUCCAUCUGUCAUGUAAUACGUGUUAAACUUCAAUUUUUUGGAAAGAGAGUUUGAGGUUUCUAAUUUCACUCUCUGCAUUUUAUCUCCUGCCAUCAAUUUCUUUUACUUCCGUUUCUUGAUAGGCCAUGAAAGCGGCAGGAGAUAUGAAUCUACACCAUAAAAAUUGUCUUUACAGUCAUGGCUGGAGAAUUUUAUAGAUUGCUGUUCAAUUUCUCGUUUAUUUUUUUGGGUUGUUAUCUUCCUGACAUAUAGGGAGAAUGACAGGAGAAAUAUGUGAAGAUGAUGCAUGACGAUGUGGCUACUCAGGUUCUUUCCCUGUCAACUACAGAGAGUACUUUUGAUUACCGAAAUGCUACUGUUGUAUAGUUCCAGUAAACUUUUGCCUCGACUGAAAUUCAUAGUAGAAAAUUGUCUCUGUGUAGUCUUAACAUUAGCAAUACAUCCUCUUUUCUCUAUUCCCAGUGUGUUAAAACUGUGGAUCAUCAAAAUGAAAUUGCUAUGCGUGUAAUGAACUUGUGAUGCAAGUCACUGAAUUCAAUUUGCUCUUCUGUUCCAAA